Panicum virgatum (switchgrass) is the source of this 1391-nucleotide messenger RNA. Its product is annotated as perakine reductase-like. NCBI's taxonomy places the organism in Eukaryota, Viridiplantae, Streptophyta, Magnoliopsida, Poales, Poaceae. The coding region runs from base 135 to 1160 and encodes 341 amino acids. Gene Ontology annotation, cellular component: cytoplasm. The transcript has 7 exons. The record is from RefSeq and is a predicted model, not a curated record.
AAGCGAGAAGAGCCAAGCCUGUGCAGUUCCUUCUCCUUGCUGCUUGCAGCCGGUCCGAAGUCUGAACUCACUCCACACCUGUUCGCCAGACAGUCAACGCAAUUUCCCCUCCCUGCCCGUGCGCGAAUCCGAAGAUGGAACGGAGCGAAAUGCCCAGGGUGAAGCUUGGCACGCAGGGCCUCGAGGUGUCCAAGCUUGGGUUCGGGUGCAUGGGCCUCACUGGAGUCUACAACGCCCCGGUCCCUGAGGAAACCGGAAUCGCUAUUAUCAAGCACGCGUUUGAGGCCGGUAUCACCUUCUUCGACACUGCAGAUGCCUACGGGCCACACACCAACGAGAUCCUGCUUGGAAAGGCACUUAAGCAUUUUCCCCGUGAGAAGGUACAAGUUGCCACCAAAUUUGGCAUUGCUGGAUUCGAUGUCAGUGGCAUGCGUGUGAAGGGCACUCCAGAUUAUGUUCGAGCAUGUUGUGAAGCAAGUCUUCAGCGCCUUGCUGUUGAUUACAUUGAUCUCUACUACCAGCAUCGCAUUGAUCAGUCAGUGCCUAUAGAGGAAACUAUGGGGGAACUCAAAAAGUUGGUCGAAGAAGGGAAAGUGAAAUAUGUUGGGUUGUCAGAGGCUAGUGCCGAUACCAUUCGUCGCGCACAUGCAGUUCAUCCAGUUACUGCAGUGCAGUUGGAGUGGUCGCUAUGGACCAGAGAUAUAGAGGAAGAUAUAAUACCAGUCUGCAGGGAGCUUGGUAUCGGAAUAGUUCCAUACAGCCCACUUGCCCGUGGCUUCUUUGCUGGCAGGGCAGCUGUAGAGAGUGUACCGUCAGAAAGUUUGUUGUCUAAACAUCCUAGGUAUACUGGGGAGAACUUGGAGAAGAAUAAAGUUCUGUAUACACGACUUGAAAUGUUGUCCAAGAAGUAUGGGUGCAGCCCUGCUCAACUUGCUCUCUCCUGGGUUCUUCAUCAAGGAGAAGAUGUCGUCGCAAUCCCUGGAACAACAAAAGUGAAGAACCUUGAUGAUAACAUUGGUGCUGUAAAGGUAAAGCUAAGCAAAGAAAACCUCGAAGAAAUCUCAGCUGCUGUCCCUGCUGGUGUGGUGGCCGGGUCCAGACUUCUGGGAGUCCUGGAGCCUUAUUCUUGGAGGCUUGCAAAUACCCCACUUCCAAAAUAGCCACUUCACAUCUUCAAGUGCAAUUUCAUGGUGGUCCGAUCAUUUAUACUGUGUUGUAUUUAUUCAUAUCUACAUGAAAGAAACAGCAUUAUUCAUUUGCUUGUGAAAUGAGUGUACCUCUCUUGCUUGCGAAAAAAUGAUUGUACCUGAAGGAAGAGAUAUUAUCACUGGCAUUCUGUACCAUAUUGCUAUACUAGAUCAAUGAAACAAGUCGGAUAUAAGUUGAAGUCU